AUGGACCGCGGCGACUGGGAAGCUGCGCUCGCCGACGGUGGUCACUUGGACUUUAUGGGCGACGCGUCCUCGCUCCUGCUGCGCCAGUCACCGUCGGCGAAGGCGCCGCCGCUCGUGCCAUCGCCGCUGUCACCGCUGCCCAGCCUCUCGCUCGACGACCUCUUGCCGUCGGGGCUGCCGAGCCCCAGCGUCUCGCCCGGACUGGCGGCGAUCCUGCCCGGCGACGUCAAUCUGUUUCCAACCCCGCCGGUCGCAACCUUGCCGCCACCUGCGUCGCCCGUCGUUGUCGCGCCGCAGUGCAUUGACCUGCGCAUCGUCAAGGAGAACGGCGUGCUUGGCUUUGGCGUCGUGCCCCGGCGCGGCAUGGGCGGCGUCCAAGUCUCGACGCUGCAGCCCGCGUCCAGCGCCGACCGCGCCGGUCUCCGCAUCGACGACUGCCUCCUCCGCAUUGGCGUCAACGACGUGGGCUCGAUGGCGCUCAACGACGUGGUCGAGCAGCUCAAAGCCGUGCGGCCGGGCGAGGCGAUCAUGCUGCGCGUGUACCGCCCGACGGCGCCGCCGACCAAGAAGCCGCGGCUCAUGGCGCCCGAGACCGCGCUCAAGAAGCAAAUCUCGGAGCGCAACACGGCGCUGCGCAAGCGCGUGCAGGAAGUGGUCAUCAAGGCCGACGAGACCGUCUUGCGCGUCACCAAAGAGAAGGACGCAGUCAUCGCGCGCCUCACGCAGGAGAAGGCUGACGCGGCGCAGGCGCUCGCGGCGCUGCAAGCGCAGAUGCGCAUCGAAGCCCGGACGCUUUUCGACGCCAAUGCCAACGCGGAAAUCAAAGCCCAGCUCGACGCCGCCGUGCUCAAGGUCGCCGACCUCGAAGACGCCGAGCGAAAGCGGCUGGCUGCCAAGAAACACUACCUGUCGGUGCAAGGCGCGUUGGCCGGCAAGCUCGUGGCCGAGCUCGAGACAAGGGUCGUCGAGCAGCUUCAGAUCGCCCUCGCCGGCAUGGCAGCGGCCCGCGCCGCGACCAAGUCGAAUGCAUUUCACGCCGCCACGCUGCCGCCGACGCUGACGAUCGCGGUCGAGCUCUGCCGACCUGCCGCCGUGCUCCAGCUCUUGGAUGUGACCUCAGUGUAUGACGUGUUUGGGUUCCCAGUGCUGACACCGCUGCGACUCACGUGGCCUGCCGCCCGCGCCCACGCUGUGUUUGGCCAGCGACUGGUAUAUGAAGAGCGGACAGGCGUCCACCUCGUUGCAUCGGGACCAGUCGAGACCAAGUUUGACCCGACGACCGAGCUUCUCGAGAUGACGUGGAAGUGGUCCGAACACAGCGUGCUGCGCGAGAUUGGGCGGUCGAUCCGGCUGGCAUAG
Messenger RNA from Saprolegnia parasitica CBS 223.65, 1359 nucleotides. RefSeq lists its product as hypothetical. Gene Ontology annotation, molecular function: protein binding. The transcript is spliced from 5 exons. The coding region runs from base 1 to 1359 and encodes 452 amino acids. NCBI's taxonomy places the organism in Eukaryota, Oomycota, Saprolegniomycetes, Saprolegniales, Saprolegniaceae. The record is from RefSeq and is a predicted model, not a curated record.